Symbiodinium sp. CCMP2456 is the source of this 687-nucleotide messenger RNA. The record is from the annotation of a GenBank genome assembly. Lineage: Eukaryota; Dinophyceae; Suessiales; Symbiodiniaceae.
AUGGAUGGAACUCCCUUUCAUGGUGGCUUUACUUUGCAUCAUUGUUCUUGCGGGGAUGAAAUGCUUUGCACAGGAAACGUUUCAUAUGGAAUUGGCGGUUGGCUGUCUACGGUGAAGCAAGCUUCAACAUUUUCGGUGCUGCUCUCUUUGCCUUACGCCAAUCCCAUAGCAGCCAAAAAAGAGAUCGCAGAAUUCGUCAGGACCAGAGGCGUUGCUUUCGGGGUUUUGCGGGCUGUGAUAUUCAUGGUGAAGGUGCCACUGGCGGUCAUGUCCGUACUGGUCAAGGUGGCACAGGUGGACUUCAUCACGGAGAAGAUUGUUUGGGACUGGAGUGUGUGGGAGUAUUUAGCCCUGGCCGGAUUCAUUAACAACCUUGCCGGGCUCCGCGGCGACCAUGAUGCUUCCAGGAUGACUGGCAUGUUCUUGCUCUUGGACCACAGAGAUCCAGAGGCAUUGCAAGGGAUCUUCUUCGACAAAUUGGCAGCUUCCGCUGUGGAGCACUACGGCGUUGCCGGAACCAUGGUUGUAGUUGGCACGCUCAGCACGCAGGAUGUUUGCAAAUUGUUGAAUCCCAGAAAUUGCCUGGAAAACUCCCGGCAUGAGCCAGAUGAUCAAGGAAUGUACGAGGUGUUGAAGCCAGAAGUUGGGCCGUGCUUGGCCGUAGUUCCGCCAGAAGUUGGGCCGUAG